GGUGGUCUAGAAUAAGACUUCAUUGUCCCAAACCUAUCCAUCCAACUAUAAAUCCAAGGGAGCUGCAGGGCAAAUCUGUGAGGAACUGAGGAUAGGAACUACAAAUUCAUGGAUCCCAAUCAUGGCGAAGAAUCGAGUGAGCUGUUUCGAGCUCAAGCUCACAUAUAUAAGCAUACAUUCGCUUUUGCAAAUUCAUUAUGUCUAAAAUGUGCUAUUCAACUAGGCAUACCAGACAUAAUUCACAACCAUAAGCAUCCCAUUACUCUUCCUGACUUGGUCACAGCACUUCAACUUCCUCCCGCCAAAACCAGUUAUCUUCACCGGCUCAUGCGCUUGCUAGUGCACUCUGGCUUCUUUGCUACGACGAAAAUUCAUGAAAAUCAGGAAGAGGAGGAAGAAGAAGGGUAUGUUCUCACUCCAUCUUCUAAGCUGCUCCUCAAAGACGAACUCACCAGCUUGUCUACGUUUGUGCAAGCCAUUGUUGAUCCACUUUUACUCUCUCCAUGGCAAGUAUUGGGAGAUUGGUUUAGAGGCAAUGAACUCACAGCAUUUGAAACUGCGCAUGGAGCUAGCUUAUGGGACUCUGUGGACAAAAACCCUCAACUUAACAAGCUUUUAAACGACACAAUGGAGAGUGAUUCGGGAUCAAUGAGAUUGGCUCUUAGAAGCUGCAAGGAAAUAUUUGGGGAUUUGGGUUCUUUGGUUGAUGUAGGGGGUGGCACAGGAACCAUUUCUCGGAUCAUUUUGGAGGCAUUCCCUCAUAUAAAAUGCACAGUGCUUGACCUCCCACAUGUCGUCGCCAACUUGCCGGAAAGUGAGAACUUGAAGGUUGUUGCAGGAGAUAUGUUCCUGUCUAUCCCUCCUGCCGACGGCAUUCUGAUUAAGAGUGUUCUGCAUAAUUGGGGAGAUGAGGAUUGUGUGAAGAUACUGAAGAAAUGCAGGGAAGCUAUUCCAAGCAAAGAUGACGGUGGAAAAGUGAUCAUCAUAGACACAGUCAUAAAUGGCGAAAGAGAUGAGCAUGGCAUGACUGAAUUAAAGCUUGUGUUUGACAUAUUUAUGAUGGUUUUGGUUAAUGGAAGACAGAGGAAUGAGAAAGAAUGGGAAACACUCUUCUUGGAGGCUGGUUUUAGUAGCUACAAGAUAACACCCAUCUUUGGUAUAAGGUCCCUUAUUGAGGUCUAUCCUUAAAAGAGAGAUUUAACUGUGCAUUGUGAGCCUUAUAUGUUGUAAACUUUGUUAUGAACAAUAAUAAUGCUUUACAUUUUACAUUUCACCAAAAAAAAAACAAAAAAACAAAAAAAUUAAAUAAAAAAUAGAAUGCUGUAGCUUGAAAAAAUGUAUUGAAGUGUCCACUCUUCAAUUAUGUAUUUUAAUAAAAACUUGUUAGCAUA
Cornus florida is the source of this 1391-nucleotide messenger RNA. RefSeq names its product trans-resveratrol di-O-methyltransferase-like. The transcript is spliced from 2 exons. Gene Ontology annotation, biological process: methylation. Bases 109 to 1188 code for a protein of 359 amino acids. Lineage: Eukaryota; Viridiplantae; Streptophyta; Magnoliopsida; Cornales; Cornaceae. Gene Ontology annotation, molecular function: protein dimerization activity; O-methyltransferase activity; S-adenosylmethionine-dependent methyltransferase activity. The record is from RefSeq and is a predicted model, not a curated record.